Molecule: messenger RNA, 1314 nt
Organism: Necator americanus (New World hookworm)
Lineage: Eukaryota; Metazoa; Nematoda; Chromadorea; Rhabditida; Ancylostomatidae
Exons: 10
Coding region: 1-1314 (437 amino acids)
Cellular component (GO): membrane
Source: RefSeq, a predicted model, not a curated record
AUGGUUCUUCUCAGUUGUCGUGCCACAGCCACACGAAGGUGGUUUUUUCGAACGGCGGCUGUCUGGGCCUUCACGGGCUCGAUGUUUUCACUUUAUGGAUUCAUUUCUCUAGAAAUCUACACUUAUAUUACGCUAAACAGAGCCAACUUCAUCACGUUACUCGAUGAGCACCUACCGAUCUUUAACCGAAAAGCGUUGGGAGUUACCGUAAUGGGUUGUGUGGUAUUAUUUAUUCAAACGAUGAGUAUAAACGUUAUGAGAGGGCAGGAAGUGGUGCGACUACGAGCGACAUUAAAGACGUCUACUGAAAAAAUUCUCACAAUGUCAUUAGCUGUUGUUAUUCUGCUAUUUGCCGGCGUGCUAUGUAUUGUAUACUCUAACGGCUUGAAACCUGCAAUAGCUAUAGGUUUAUUGAAGACCGUAGCUGACUAUGAUGAAAAGCAGGAAGCUCGAGCUUUUGUUGAUAAAAUCCAGGUAGUUUUUAUCGAGGAUGAUCAUCGAGUAUCCAACAAUUACAAAGUUGUUGUAGAGGGGCCAAAUAGAAUCGGGUCAAAACGACGUGAAGCACAGUGCAAUUGCGUAAGCAGCUGCGCUCGAAGCGUAGCGGUUAGGAUCGAAAUGGGACCUUCGCUGACACCGUCCGUCAGUACAGUUCGCGAUGGUCCCACCUCGAUUCCAACCGCUAUCUCCACUGCACCCCCCGAAGACUACGAAGAUCUAUCAAGCGUGGAUCUAUACGGGAUGAAAAAUCAGUUGCCACGGGAAAAAACCUUGCGUGACUGUCCGCAUGAAGAUACAGCAUGUCUGUAUCCGCUUUCAUGUUGCUUUUCUGUGGAGUGCACGGAAUAUCGAUUGGCUGAAUUGAACAUCGAAGGGGAUCGAUUUCACGAUAGAUGGUAUAAAAGAAAAGGAUGUGUCUCCGCUCUUUUUUCUGCGUAUUCUGGAUUAUUGGAGCCGAAACUCCCCAUAUUUGUCGUAUUUCUAGCUCUUGGUUUGGAGAUAAUUGGUCUGAUUUUCGCACAGUUGACCCUCACUGGCUAUUUGACAUUAGCUGAAAGCGGUCUGAGUGAUGCCGAUGAGUCAAUAGCAUGGUUAUUGCCGUUCUCCUAUCCUGGCCCGGAAGAUCUCGUUCAGCAUCUUAGUGACUGGGCCGCUCAAAUAUACAUUGAUAAAGAUGAAGUAGAGCAGAAGGAAGCAGGAGUCGAUCAGAAAGAAUCUGACAAAGUCCCCGGUUCAAAGCCAAGAACUCCGGUCCAGAGAGCCGCAGGAAGCGGAGGCGAAUCGCGAAAAAAGAAGCAACUACGAAAAAAAUGA